AUGGCCCGGAGCCCACCAGCCCCUCGAUGGGCACUUUUGCUCUCUUUGGUCAUCCUUAUCGGCUGCAUGGUCGUUCCUGGCUUUGCCGUGAAGCGCAAAGAUUUUAAAACCUGCGAGCAAUCCGGAUUCUGCAAACGAAAUCGAGCUUUCGCCGACAACGCCUCUGCUCUGGGGUCUGCAUGGAGCUCCCCCUACGAGCUCGAUCCCGCCACUAUACACUUCAAGGAUGGUCUCCUGACUGGUGUCAUUGUCAAAACAACUGCUACAAAUGAGAAGGUCCAGUUACCCCUCACGGUGUCCUUCUUGGAGUCGGGAGCUGCCCGCGUUCUGGUGGACGAAGAGAAACGACUACACGGUGACAUUGAGAUGCGACAUGGCAGCUCAGCCAACAAGAAGCGAUAUGACGAGGCUGAAAAAUGGGCCAUCGUCGGCGGAUUGGAAGUCAGCAAGUCGGCCACUUUGAGCGCCCAGAGCGAGACAGGCUUUACAAACAUUGUGUAUGGACCAGGCGAUAAGUUCCAGGCUGUCAUCCGUCAUGCGCCAUUCGGUGUUGAGUUUGAACGGGAUGGACAAACACACGUUCAAUUGAAUCACCAAGGCCUGUUGAACAUGGAGCACUGGCGACCCAAGGUUGACACCCCAGAAGGCGAAUCUGCGGAAGAUGAAAGCACCUGGUGGGAGGAGACAUUUGGAGGAAACACCGAUUCGAAGCCACGAGGCCCUGAAAGUAUCGCUCUCGAUAUCACCUUCCCUGGAUACAACCACGUGUUCGGUAUCCCAGAGCAUGCCGACUCGCUCUCGCUCAAGGAGACCCGUGGCGGAUCUGGCAAUCACGAUGACCCUUACCGACUUUACAACUCGGAUGUAUUUGAGUAUGAACUUGAGAGCCCAAUGACGUUGUACGGUGCCAUCCCUCUCAUGCAGGCCCACCGCAAGGACUCGACCGUUGGUGUCUUCUGGCUCAAUGCCGCAGAAACCUGGAUCGAUAUCGUCAAGUCCACCGUCUCUCCGAACCCACUUGCCUUGGGCUACAGCUCUAAGACGAACACUCAAACCCACUGGAUCUCCGAAUCUGGCCGAAUUGACUUGUUUGUGUUCCUCGGACCCUCGCCUAAUGACAUCAGCAAAACCUAUGGUGAACUCACUGGAUACACGCAGCUGCCUCAGCAGUUUGCGAUUGGAUAUCACCAGUGCCGCUGGAACUAUGUCACGGACGAGGAUGUGAAGGAAGUCAAUGCCAAGUUUGACAAGUACCAGAUUCCCUACGAUGUGAUCUGGCUUGAUCUCGAAUACACCGACGACCGGAAGUACUUCACUUGGGACCCUCUCACCUUCCCCGACCCUAAGGGCAUGCAGCAGAAGCUUGAUGAAAGCGAGCGCAAGCUUGUUGUUUUGAUUGACCCUCACAUCAAGAACGCAGACAAGUACUUUGUUUCCGAGGAGCUCAAGAGCAAGAACCUUGCAGUUUUGAACAAGGACGGCGAAAUCUAUGACGGAUGGUGCUGGCCAGGCUCUUCAAACUGGGUUGAUUGCUUUAAUCCCGCUGCACACGCUUGGUGGGCCACUCUCCACAAGUUCGACAAAUUUAAGGGAUCACUCCAGAACCUUUUCAUUUGGAAUGAUAUGAAUGAGCCAUCUGUGUUCAACGGACCCGAUAUGACUAUGCCCAAGGAUAACCUUCACUACGGUAACUGGGAGCACCGUGACAUCCACAACGUCAAUGGACUGACCCUGCUGAACGCUACCUACAAGGCAAUGCUUGAGCGCAAGAAGGGUGAGGUCCGCCGCCCAUUCAUCCUGACCCGCUCCUACUACUCUGGUGCUCAGCGGGUGUCCGCCAUGUGGACUGGAGACAACCAAGCUACUUGGGAGCACCUCGGCGCCACUCUUCCCAUGGUUCUGACCAAUGGUAUUGCUGGAUUCCCAUUCGCCGGUGCUGACGUCGGCGGUUUCUUCCACAACCCCGACAAGGAGCUCUUGAGCCGCUGGUACCAGACCGGUAUCUGGUACCCCUUCUUCCGUGCCCACGCUCACAUCGAUACUCGUCGACGUGAGCCGUAUCUGAUCAGUGAACCACACCGAUCUUACAUCGCUCAAUCUAUUCGCCUCCGAUACCAGCUCCUGCCUGCUUGGUACACAGCUUUCCACGAAGCCUCAGUUAACGGCACACCGAUUGUGCGGCCACAGUACUAUGUCUUCCCUGAGGACGAGCAAGGCUUUGCCAUCGACGACCAGCUGUACCUUGGCUCUACCGGUCUGCUCGUGAAGCCCGUCGUGAAGGAGAAUACAAACAGCGCCGAUGUCUACAUUUCUGACGAUGAGAAGUACUACGACUACUUCGAUUUCACCGUCUACCAAGGCGCUGGCAAAAGGCACACUGUUCCCGCACCCGAGGAGAAAGUCCCCGUUCUGAUCCAGGGUGGUCACAUCAUUCCUCGCAAGGAUCGUCCUCGUCGUAGCACCGGUCUCAUGCGCUGGGAUCCUUACACCUUGAUCAUCACUCUCGAUAAGAACGGUGAAGCCGAAGGAACCUUGUACGUCGAUGAUGGCGAGACUUUCGAUUACGAGCGCGGAGCAUACAUUCACCGCCGCUUCAACUACCGUGACUCCGCCCUGUCCUCUGAGGACAUCGGCACCAAGGGAGCCAAGACAGCCGAUUACCACAAGGCCAUGGCCGGCGUCACUGUGGAGCGGGUUGUUGUCGUUGAUCCACCUACGGAGUGGAAGGAGAAGAAGACCGUUACCGUGAUUGAGGACGGAGCUAAGUCUGCCUCUACUGCCUCCCUGGAGUUCUACGAACAGGAGGGCGGCAAGGCACCUUAUGCCAUUGUGAAGAAACCCAAUGUUGGCAUUGGCAAGACUUGGCGCAUUGAAUUCUGA
Messenger RNA from Penicillium brevicompactum, 2880 nucleotides. Its product is annotated as glucan 1,3-alpha-glucosidase ROT2. The transcript is spliced from 2 exons. NCBI's taxonomy places the organism in Eukaryota, Fungi, Ascomycota, Eurotiomycetes, Eurotiales, Aspergillaceae. Gene Ontology annotation, cellular component: glucosidase II complex. Gene Ontology annotation, biological process: N-glycan processing; carbohydrate metabolic process. The record is from RefSeq and is a predicted model, not a curated record. The coding region runs from base 1 to 2880 and encodes 959 amino acids. Gene Ontology annotation, molecular function: carbohydrate binding; alpha-glucosidase activity.